Messenger RNA from Cryptotermes secundus, 456 nucleotides. RefSeq lists its product as uncharacterized. The transcript is spliced from 3 exons. The record is from RefSeq and is a predicted model, not a curated record. The coding region runs from base 102 to 344 and encodes 80 amino acids. NCBI's taxonomy places the organism in Eukaryota, Metazoa, Arthropoda, Insecta, Blattodea, Kalotermitidae.
UUGUCCAGCAAGAAGCCAUUGGGUAUAUAAACGCACCGGACCCCGACAUUGUUAUAGUUACUUGUGUUACAAUCGCAAGAAACACAUCUCCUCAGCUCAACAUGAAGUGUCUGCUGUUUUUCGCCCUCGUUGUCCUGGCAGUCGCCUCAGCCCAGGUCCUGGUCUCUCCUGGCCUGUACGGUGUACUUCCAGGUGCCAUCCCUGCAGUUCUCCCAGCGGUCCCAGGCGCCCCAUCUAUUGCAGCCCAGCCAGGAUAUGUGGCUGCCACCCGAGGCUCUCUCCAUGUUGUGCCUGGAAACAUACCAGUUGCCAGCCACCACCUUAACCUGGCACCAGCUGCAUGAACAUUUUAAAUGUUAAUGUAAAAUCUAUUUCUUUAUACAGCACAGACAUGUUGCUUUCUGGACCUUAUGUACAAAAUGGCUUAGAAGAAAUAAACUAAAUCCUUCAUUAUAA